Paralichthys olivaceus (Japanese flounder) is the source of this 1444-nucleotide messenger RNA. RefSeq names its product 2-epi-5-epi-valiolone synthase-like. Gene Ontology annotation, biological process: antibiotic biosynthetic process. NCBI's taxonomy places the organism in Eukaryota, Metazoa, Chordata, Actinopteri, Pleuronectiformes, Paralichthyidae. The record is from RefSeq and is a predicted model, not a curated record. Gene Ontology annotation, molecular function: 3-dehydroquinate synthase activity.
CCACAGAGUAGGCUGAGAACAUUUGGCAGCGCCGGGAGUUUCAGGGACCAUGCUUUCACCUAACGACUGCAGCCAUUCACCACAGACCAGGUUUGAUCUGGUCCAAGUGAAAGGUGCAUGGACCAGACAGACGGAGCAGAGGCAGGUGGCAGAGGGAAAGUUAAGUGAUGCUAAAAUCCAUGAGAAGAAGUCUGAGCACGGAGUCUGCUGGACAGUGAUCAGCCCCAUUGUGUUCACCUACAGAGUCAUUCAGUGCCAAAACAUUCUGGAUCCCAGAAAUGACACUUUGCUGUGGGGUCAUUUAGGAGACGAGGAGCUUAAAGGGACCGUAGGAAACCUCAAACCUGUGAAACGUUUUAUCGUCAUUGAUGAAACGGUCAAUCGUCUGUAUGGCUCUCAGGUUAAAAGUUACUUUGAGUCCAGAGACGUUGUGUAUAAGAUGCUCCCUCUGCCCACCACUGAGGAGAACAAGUGUAUGGAGUUAGUGACCAAGAUCCUGGAGGAGGUUCAUGACUUUGGAAUUGACAGGCGUUCUGAACCAAUCAUAGCCAUCGGCGGUGGGGUUUGUCUGGAUGUCGUGGGCCUGGUGGCGUCUCUCUAUCGCCGGAGGACUCCGUACAUCCGGGUGCCGACCACGGUGCUCUCUUACGUCGAUGCCAGCGUGGGGGCAAAAACAGGGGUCAACUUUGCUGGCGGGAAAAACAAGCUGGGAAGUUACGUCCCGCCGGUGGCAACGUUCUUAGAUCGCUCGUUUUUCCAAACUCUUCCGAUGCGUCAGAUCAGCAAUGGGAUUGCAGAGAUGCUAAAGAUGGCCCUGAUGAAGCACCUCGGCCUGUUUCAGCUGCUGGAGGCCGAGGGCCGGAGGCUGCUGGACACCAAGCUGCAGUCGGACGGCACCAACAGCUCUGAACGCGAAGACAGUGCCACGGCAUCCACCCGAAUCGCCAUAGAAACCAUGCUGGAGGAACUGGCCCCCAACCUGUGGGAGGAUGAUUUGGACAGGCUGGUGGAUUUUGGUCACCUCAUCAGCCCCGAAUUAGAAAUGAGAGUUUUACCAGCGCUGCUUCACGGGGAGGCGGUGAACAUCGACAUGUCCUUCAUGGUGUAUGUGGCCCACCAGAGGGGGCUGCUGACAGCGGAUGAGAAGGGCCGCAUCAUCCGGUGCAUGCUGGGACUGGAGCUGCCCGUGUGGCACCAGGACUGCACCCUGGCCCUGAUACAGAAAUCCCUGCAGGAGCGUUUGAGGCACUCUGCUGGUUCUCUGAGGAUGCCUCUUCCCACAGGUCUGGGACAAGCAGAAAUCUUCCAUGACAUGAUGGAGGAGAAUAUCAGCCGAGCCUACGAGGAGUGGACCGAUGAGCUCGCUCCCUCUGGGAACAAAUACAGUACAUGUUGAAAUACAUUUAGCAUUUCUGAGCAACACAUGUUGAUUAAAUGGAUCAUU